CAGGUCUGUAUUAGGUGAGCUUUGGGUUAGUUUGAGACUGUCUGCUGCCCGGACCCUCGAGAUAAGAUCCCAUCUCUCUCUCUUCUUGGUGAGAUCUCAGGAAUCAACUAGUCAUGGCUGACACAGAGGAAAUGGUGGAGGAAGUGCAGGAAGGUAAGCCAGUUUGAGAUGUGUACCUAUUCAUGCACUAUUACUAUAUUUGUCUUCAUGGAAAUGGAGGCUGGUCCAGAGGAAGUUUUUUGUGCUGUCAGCUUGUGUGCAUGUGCUAUUUUAGACACUUUAGAUGUCCAAGAAUUGCUUUUGUCCUCAGCUACAUGUCCAGUAGAACUGAGUUACUCAAAGGUUCAACUAAUAUAUGUUCAGGGUGACAUUGUUACAUCAAGUCAAGUCAAGUGUGUCCUGUCCAUGUCCAUUUCCUAUUGUCCCAGAUGUCAGUCACCUCAUUCGUUUCUUGUGUGCUGUCCAUAAUGAUCCGUAAAUGUAAAAUGUAAUGCUCGUUGUUUGGAAAUAUCAUGGAAACCCAGGCUCACUGGAAAAACAUACCUCUGGCGAUAAUUCUGCAAAAUGAUAUUAUGUUUCUUCGUUGUACAUUUCAUGACACUUGAAAAGUGAAAUAUCCAGUGAGUGGUGCUAAAAAAUCUGAAACCGAUUAACGUGAAUCUGACAACGUUUGGUUGUUUGUAUCACAACAGUUCGUUGAGUGACGGUUUGACAAUAACGUAGCACUAAAUGAAUAGGUAGUAGAAGCACGUUUUUCCGAUGCGCCUGGGUUGAAUUCAUGGCGUAGUUAAAAUGAUCAUGUUAAAUUCAUUUAGCGCAUCAUUUGGUCCACGUGAUCACAUGCAAAUGGCAUUAGAUAGCCUAUUGGUGAAAUUAUUUCUCAAAAUGUCAUUUACAAGCUGUUGGGUGGAUCUCAAUGUUCUGACAAAGGUUAAAGAUGAUCAGAUAACGUGAUUCAGCAUCUUGAUUAUGCAAAGACUGAUCAAAUGCUUCUGAAUGUAUUUGCUACUAAUGGUUAUUAUGUUCACACUGUAGUGGAGGAAACCGAAGAAGAAGGUAAAACCGUGUUCACCGUGUGUUGUGUUGCUUUGCAUGAAUAUAAAUUUUAAAAUUAACUUAAAUAUAUUAGAUUUAGAUAAUAUUAAUACAGCAUAUGUGGCCUAAAACCAUUAGAAAGGUCAGUUUCAUUCUGUAGACUAGUCUUUCGUAUAAAUGCAUGCAGAUAUUUCAGUUUAUUCUCACAGUUAAUUCAUUUACUCAUCCUUAUUUAUGCAAUUAUUAUUCCUUCCUUCCUUCUUGCAUUCAUUUGUUCACUCCUCCUCCUGAAGUGGAAGGUAAUUUUUUAAAACAUACACUUAGCAAUACUUGCAUUCAUUAAUUUAUGCACCCAUUGUUUCAUUCACUUCAGUAGUAAAUUCACCAUUUCAUAUCAUUGAAAACAAAGUUAGCACACCUUCAUACAAAUAAAUUUGCAUGACAUUGAAAACACAUUGUAUUACACUCCAUAAUAAUGGUUUCUCUUCAAUAGUGGCACCUCCAACAGAGGAAGAACCAGCCCCUGAGGUGGAAGAGCCUCCGGAUGUAGAAGAGGAGCCAGAACCUGAACCAGAAGAAGCGCCUAUAGAGGAGGAGGCCGCAGAUGAGACAAAACCAAAGCCGAAAUUCAUGCCCAACAUCACUGCUCCAAAGAUUCCUGAAGGAGAGAAGGUGGACUUUGAUGACAUUCACAGGAAGCGUCAGGAGAAGGAUUUAUCUGAGCUUCAGUCUCUGAUUGAGGCUCAUUUUAUCCAGAGGAAGAAAGAUGAAGAGGAGCUGAUCGCUCUGGUCAACAGAAUUGAAAAGCGCCGCGCGGAGAGAGCGGAGCAGCAGAGAGUCCGUACAGAGAAGGAGAAGGAGAGACAAGCCCGUCUGGCUGAAGAAAAGGAGAGAAGAGAGCUAGAGGAACAGAGGAAGAAACAAGAUGAAGACGCCAAGAAGAAGAAAGCUCUUACCAACAUGACACACCAGUACGGAGGAAUCCAGCAGAAGGGCGAGGGCCGCAAAGGGGCGAAGAAACAGACGGAGAGAGAGAAGAAGAGGAAGAUCCUGGCGGAUAGGAGGAAGCCACUCAACAUCGAUCAUCUGUCUGAAGAUAAACUGAAAGAGAAGGCCAAUGAGCUCUGGCAGUGGAUGAUGCAGCUGGAGGCCGAGAAGUUCGACCUCAGCGAGAAACUGAAGAGACAGAAAUAUGACAUGAAUGUUCUCCAGACCCGAAUCAUUGAACAACAGAAGUUUGCCAAAGGUCGUGGCAAGGGCAAGGUUGGCGGCAGGCUGAGGUAAAUGUGCAGCGAAUCGAAACACCCCAGAGAUCCAGAAGACUUCGCCACCUUCAUCACAUAUGCAGUUGUAGUCAUUAUAAAGCCAUUGUUCUGUUUGACUGCACUUGUAGAGACAGUAAAGUGACAUGUUUUACUGAUGUCA
Messenger RNA from Ctenopharyngodon idella (grass carp), 2460 nucleotides. It is a transcript of the gene tnnt2e, whose product is annotated as troponin T2e, cardiac. Gene Ontology annotation, molecular function: troponin I binding; troponin C binding; tropomyosin binding. The transcript has 16 exons. NCBI's taxonomy places the organism in Eukaryota, Metazoa, Chordata, Actinopteri, Cypriniformes, Xenocyprididae. Gene Ontology annotation, cellular component: troponin complex. The coding region runs from base 1474 to 2319 and encodes 281 amino acids. The record is from RefSeq and is a predicted model, not a curated record. Gene Ontology annotation, biological process: sarcomere organization; regulation of muscle contraction; cardiac muscle contraction.